Messenger RNA from Anopheles stephensi (Asian malaria mosquito), 2587 nucleotides. Its product is annotated as fatty-acid amide hydrolase 2-B-like. The record is from RefSeq and is a predicted model, not a curated record. The coding region runs from base 879 to 2438 and encodes 519 amino acids. NCBI's taxonomy places the organism in Eukaryota, Metazoa, Arthropoda, Insecta, Diptera, Culicidae. The transcript has 4 exons.
GGUCCAGCCGAGAACCAAGCUGGAACGCGCGAACAGAAUCGGGCAAAUGUUUUCCCACCACCACCACCAGCAAUUUACGCCUGAACGGUGGAAACACACUCGGCGUGCGGAGAGACACCGACAGCGGAAAAAGGGGGGCCGAGAGGUGUUCUGGGCCGCGAAUCGCAUCGCAAGAAACAACGCGUGGCAGUCGAACGUUGUGUUGCGUACGGUUCGGAUCAUCUCGUAUGGUGGCGCAGCGAUCGAAUCGUCGUCGUGCGCAAACCGGCGGUGUAUUUGAUACGCGAAUUGAACGAUAGCAGAGAAGGAGACAUCACCCCAAAACCACCCCGUUGCAGUUGUAGUGCAAUUCAAAAAAAAAAAAAAAAUAGAAACCAAACGAGCGAGCAGGAACACCUUCGCCGAUGACAGGAAGUUGGUCUGCCGCGGCUACUAUCAGUUACAGUGAAAACAAAAGUUCAACUCCACAGUGUGGUCCGGUGCUGAUUAGCAGCAGAAUCGAAGACAGAGCUAGUGACGCCAUUUGCACCACCUCAGUAAUUUCCUACCGAGCACUAGGUCGGUACUCGGUACUAGGUGCUCCGUUACGCAAUCCCUCAAUCAGGCAGGCAGCUCCUUCCAAAGCAAAGGUCCCGCAGGUUGGGAAAGCCGUCGCCGCGUCGGUUGUCCGUUAGCUGCUGCCGGCGUCGUUCCUUAAUUAGUUUAAUUGAAUCGUUUGCAUAAAACUUUCUACCCAAGGCACCGCAGUGGUCGGGUGGUCGCCGCCGGAGACAUUGCAGUUUUAGUCCGGGUUCGUAGUGCGUCGAGUGUCGUGAAAGUGUGGCCGCGAAAGUUCUAUUCCUCACUGGUGCGGUGUGUUCCUCGGUGACGAAACCAAGAUGGAGCUUUGGUUGGUGUGUUUGGGGCUGUUUCUGCGGCUGCUCAACACACUGCUCAAACCGAUCGUCGCGUUCAUCGGUGGCCCGAAACGGACCACCCCAUUUCCGGAGAUACGGAACGAUAUGCUCAACAUACCGGCGGUCGAUCUGGCGGAGCGGAUACGCAACAAGGAGCUUCGAUCGGAGGAUGUGGUGCGUGCGUACAUCGAUCGGAUCCGGGAGGUUAAUCCACUGAUCAAUGCCGUGGUGGAGGAACGGUUCGGUGCCGCGAUCGAGGAAGCAAGGAAAGCGGAUGUGCUGAUCAGCGAAACGCAACCGCUGUGGCUGAUCAAAAACUAUCCACUGCUCGGUGUGCCGUUCACGGUGAAGGAAUCCUGCGCCCUGCGUGGUGCCCCACUGACGGGCGGUUCGUUGGCCCGGAAGGGAGUGCGGGCGAGCGUGGACGGGGAGGCGGUCGCCCAUCUUAAGGCGGCCGGUUGCAUUCCGCUGCUCGUGUCCAACACGCCCGAGUACUGUUUGAACUGGGAAUCGUACAACCAUGUGACGGGCCGUACGCUGAACCCGUACGACAAUCGACGGACGGCCGGUGGUUCGUCGGGCGGUGAGGGUGCGCUGAUCGGUUCGGGAGCUUCGCUGUUCGGUGUUGGGAGCGAUGUGGCCGGAUCUAUACGUGUGCCGGCACACUUUAACGGGAUCUUUGGACACAAACCAACCGCAGGCGCCAUCUCUAUCGACGGUCACUUUCCAAUGUCGACUGACGAAAAGUUUGCCCGCCUGCUGACGGUCGGGCCGAUGGCACGGUACGCGAAGGAUCUGCCCACGCUGCUACACAUUAUGGCUGGCCCGAACGCGGCCCGGCUGCGGCUUGACGAGUCCGUCCACACGAAAGACAUCCGCAUCCUGUACGCCGAAGAUAUGGGCUUCAACUUGGGUCACAUCCCGGUGGACGACGACAUCAAGAUGGCACUGUAUCGGGCGGUGAAGUACUUCAAAGGCCACGGCCUGUCGACGGAGCGGGCCGAGUUUGAGCAUAUGGCCGAAGGGAUGGAGCUUGCGUUCAGCGUGCUGCAGUCGCUGAACGAUGUGCCGAGCAUCUUCCACAAUCCGGACAAUCCGAAAGCUACGCCCAGCCUGAUGGUGGAGCUGGUACGGUGCGCUCUCGGCCAAUCGCAGUACAGCCUCGCCGGUAUCAUGUUCUAUGUGAUAUUCGCGCUGAAGAACUUUUUCUCUGCCGAAGCGCUCGAAAACUAUAUGGAGCUGGCGGCGGGAUUACGCAGGCAGAUGAUCGAAACACUCGGAACCGAUGGUGUAUUUUUCUUCCCAACCUAUCCAACAUCGGCCAUCCGCCACUACGAAUCGUUCGGCCACAUUAUGGGCGUUGGGUACACGAUGCUGUUCAACUCGCUCGGACUGCCGGCAACCCACGUGCCGCUGGGGCUGGAUCGAAAUGGACUACCGAUCGGGAUACAGGUGGUGGCCGCACCGUACCAGGAUCGGUUAGGACUUUGCAUCGCCCGCGAGCUGGAGGCGGCUUUCGGUGGUUGGCAAGCGCCGAAGUGAAGCUAGGUGCCGUGGCCGGUUCCUUAAGAUGUUAUUUAAACGCAAAGCGGUUCAGUGAGGGAAGAUUUACUAAAUUCGGUUGUGUGCUGUACUUUAGCCUUUAAAUUAAUAAAUAAAUGCCCAUAAGGUGGGUUGUGAUUUUUUAUUAA